This is a messenger RNA of Penicillium canescens, 957 nucleotides long. RefSeq lists its product as uncharacterized. The record is from RefSeq and is a predicted model, not a curated record. NCBI's taxonomy places the organism in Eukaryota, Fungi, Ascomycota, Eurotiomycetes, Eurotiales, Aspergillaceae. The transcript has a single exon. The coding region runs from base 1 to 957 and encodes 318 amino acids.
AUGACUCCUUCUCUCCUCAUCGUCGGCGCCACCGGCAAUACCGGCCGUGCUGUCGCCCAAACACUGCCAAAGUUGCUUCAAUCCAGCAGCACUUUUUCCGGGCACCGCAUCAUUGCUCUCACUCGCUCCUCGGACAGCCCAGUGGCACAAGAGCUUGCCAAACUGACCGGAGUUGAAGUGAUCGAACAGAACUGGGUUGAGAUCACCACCGACUGGCUCCGCGAACACCAAGUUGAUAGGGCGUUCAUUGCAUCACAUAAUGGGCCCAAUCAAUUUGCCGAAGAGUCGAACUUCCACCUUAACGCUCUCAACGCCGGCGUCAAGUAUGUCGUGCGGAUCUCAACUACGGCUGCAAAUGUCCGCUCGGACUGCCCUGCCUACUAUGCACGCCAGCACUGGGCUAUCGAGGCUCUCCUCAGCUCACCCGAGUUCAACAACUUGCAGUGGACCUCUCUUCAGCCGAACGUCUUCUCGCCACUCAUUAUGUCCCCUGCUGCAGAGUUCAUCAAGAAAUACCGCAAGACUAGAGAGCAGGAUACACUUCGGCUGAUGGCGUCAGCGGAUGCACCUAUUGGCAUUAUCGAUCCUAACGAGAUUGGUGUUAUUGCAGCUCGUCUCUUGCCUCAGGAUGACAUUCUCGUUCAUAAUAAGGCCAAAUACGUUCUGAAUGGACCCGAGGAUAUCACUGGAAAGCAGAUUGUCCACAUGAUUGAGCAGCACAUUGGUACGCCGGUCAAAGAUGUUAGCUACAAAGACGUCUCGUUCGUCGACAUGCUAUAUGAGUACCAGUAUGCGGCAACCAAGCAAUCGAAGAACAUAAUCUACUCGAACAAGCGGGCUCUCGAGACAGCAUGGGAAGGGAAAUGCUCGAAUUCUACGACCAGCAAGGAGAUCCUGGAGCUUGCUGCUCCACAGCGUACGCCUGCUGAUAUCUUGAAGGCUUUACUUGAGGGGUAA